AUUCCAUUGCCAGGGUUAUUGCUAGUAAUCCCAUCUCUCUCCUCUUUCCUCUCUUCUCCUCUCCCCCCUCCCUCCUCCUCUCCUCCUCUCCUCCUCUCCUCUCUCCACAGCAGCGCGUCUCUCACCGCGCCUUGGAUGCAGUGUGACCAGCAGCACCGAGACAAGAAACCGUCCAGCAAACCGCCGUCCAGCACACCAGCACAGCAAAAAUAAAACCCAAACGAUGACAUUCUCACAGAUACGACAGAAGCAAACAAUCAUUUGACAACUUUCGACCCACACCUUGCCUUCGCCGCUCCUCGUUGUAAGUGCCCAGCUACAACUUUCCCACCCUCCCCCCUCCCCCAGCCUAUCGGCCCUCCAGCCCAUCGGGACCAUGAUGCUCAGCAGCUCUGUGGAGGUGCCCAGCCCGGGUGGGAUGAGCGGCCUUAGCGGGCUGAGCGCGGCGGCCCGGAACGUGGUGCGCUCAUCCAGCAUCUCAGGGGCCAUGUACAGCCUGGACAAGAGUCCUGGCAGCGGGUGCCCGGACUCUGCGUCGCUGGCUGGCAAUAAGAAGCGGCGCUCCAGUCUGGGCGCCAAGAUGGUGGCCAUUGUGGGGUUGUCGCAGUGGAGCAAGAGCACACAGCAGCUCAACCAGCAAGACGGUGGGACGAAGAAGCUUCGCAGCACCAUCCGACGGAGCACAGAGACUGGCAUUGCCGUGGAGAUGAGGAACCGAGUGACACGGCAGGGCAGCAAGGAUUCCACUGAUGGCAGCACCAACUCAAACAGCUCAGAUGGAACGUUUGUCUUCCCUACCACACGCCUGGGGCCUGAGAGCCAGUUCAGUGACUUUCUGGAUGGACUAGGCCCAGCUCAGAUCGUAGGCCGGCAAACACUAGCUACACCCCCCAUGGGGGAUGUCCAUGUAGGCGUGGUAGACAGAGGAGGGCAGCUGGAGGUGGAGGUCAACCAGGCCAGAGGGUUGACCCCCAAACCCGGUUCCAAGAACAUACCAGCGACGUACGUGAAGGUGUAUGUCCUGGAGAAUGGUGUGUGCUUGGCUAAGAAGAAAACCAAAGUAGUGAAGAAGACUCUGGACCCCACCUACCAGCAGGCUCUGUUGUUUGAUGAGAGUCCUCAGGGCAAAGUCCUACAGGUAAUAGUGUGGGGGGAUUACGGGCGUAUGGACCACAAGUGCUUCAUGGGAAUGGCCCAGAUCCUCCUGGAGGACUUGGACCUGUCUGCAAGAGUCAGCGGCUGGUACAAGCUGUUCCCUACCUCCUCUCUGGCAGAUCCCAGCAUCGGACCCCUCACCAGACGCCUCUCCCAGUCCUCCCUGGAGAGUGCCACCAGCCCCUCGUGCACCUAGACACCCAGUACGCACCCACAUGCACGGGCACAGGCAGAGUCAUGCAGACACACGGACACACGUACUGUAUAUACACUACGACUGUAUUCAAAGCGCAAGACAGGUAGGCAUACACACACACCCAUGUGCAUCUGUGCAGGAAAAUACACUAAACAUAACACCUGAUCUCAUUCACAUUCAUACACACACACACACACACACACACACACAUGCUGCCAUAUCUAAUACUGGACAUUAAACUCUACUGUACGCCCACAUUCUCACUCACUGAUGAGUGUUUUUAGUGGCGAUAGCGGUUAGCAACUCCAACUUGAAGUAGACAUAAUUAACCAGAACAUGUAGCAUUUUUCACCCUGCCAUUUCACCAUUUCCCACCAUGACGCAACGAUUCACCAGGGGCCAUGCUCCGCAUUCCAAGAUACCAGAUUUCCGUGGCACGACUCAUCCCAGGGCCAUCCCGAUGCCAGUUUCUAAACUCUCUAUGCCAAACUAAGAAAAAAAAACUUUAUUUUUUAAAACCAAAGCAAUUGUUAUUGUUGUUAUUAUUACUAUAAGUAGUAGGUGAACUAGUAUACAAUAUAAAGUAUGGAUAUGUAGCAGAGUCAAUGACUUAGAUGUAAUGCAAAAAAAGAAGAUACACUCUACACACAUGAGCUGAGAACGGUAGGCCAAACACAUAAACAUACCUGGGCAACAGGCUUGGAUAUUCACAUAAUGGCUAUUAUGUGAGGUAGCAACACUGCUAUUCUAUAAUUUUCACAGGGCAGAGUUUAUAUAUAGAUAUACAUAUAUAUAUAUAUAUAUAUAUAGAUAGAUAGUUAAAUACUUAUUUGUGUUAAUGUAUGUAUCGGCUGCAUUCUGCAUGUUUGCUUGCGACCCUUGUAGAGACAUUUUAAAGUGCUUCAAUCUUUUUAUUUAGCUUGCCUUGACCAAUGUAACAGGAGUAUAGUGCCACUUUAUUUUGCGAUCCGUCCUGAGAAAAGAGCACUGCACUGAGUUAGGGAGGAGGAUGGUGACUGGGAGAGCGCUAUCAUCGCCAUUCUGCAGAAGAGGAGAACCAAAUUAGCCAGCCAGCUACCCCAUUUUGCUGAUGGACAAAUUUCUGAUCCUGCCUUCAUUUUCAGAGUAUUGGACUGUUGUACCAUAGGGCACUCAGCACAAAAGGCGUUCUGGGAAAUGUGUCCAGCUCUAGUCUGGGGUUUUUGUGUUCCACAUCCAGCGGGGUAUUAUCCACAGUGUCAGUCUCUCUGUAUACCAGCACCUAGACUUGUUUGAACUUUCCUUUGAUUUCCCAUUUUGAUGUCAUCUUCUUUUUUCCUUUUUGCACUCUUCCUAAUUGAUGAAGGAAGCAGGAAAGUGGUGGAUGUGCCUCUGUUUCUCUUCACAUUUGCUCAAAUCACAGCUAGACAUGCAACCACAGGCAAACACGCACACACUUGGUACAACCUUUAACCCUCCGACUUUCUCUUUGGUCACACCUCUCUGUCACACUUACUGUAACCAAACCUUUGCUGUAAAUGUGUAAACAUGUAUUUAAUUCCAGAUGAGUUUUUUUCUUUUUGAUAUCCGACUAUUUACGCCAGUAUUACUUUGCCAGCAGGGUGAUUGUCAGCCUGCCGGGAUAUAGUAGUUUACUUGUUUCAGGUGCAAUAUGUCAAUCUGACUACAUCCUUCAGCAUGAUCAGCAUUCAGCAGAGUCAGGCAGUAUGUUUAUGGCACUUUACUGUAAAAUAUGUAUUCUGUUUGAAUUACUGCAGUGGUUGACCACCUGUUAAAUUAUUGUUAUUUUAUUUUAUUUGGUCACACUGCAUUGUGCAUCUCUAAAUCUUUUAAUUGAAUGCCAGCAUGGAAAUGUAACUCAAGUGUAUUUUAAGAUUUGAUUGAAAGGCCCACUAGAACAACUGGAACAGGUCAGCUUUACCUGUAGCACUUUCUGCCACUGAUUUGACACUUCAUUUAUUAUUAUUUGCAAAGAAAAUGCUUAGGGGGAAAAAAAACAACAUAGACUAGGAUAAAGUAGGAAUAUGUAACAUUUCAAUCUCUCCAGAAACUUUAAAUGUCAUGUCUUUUAAAGACAGAAAAAUAUUUUUUUUUAAUUUUUGCAUCUGUGUUAGACCAAUUUUUAAAACUGUCAAUUUUGACCUUUUGUUGAAAUGACAACAGAUGGUUUUACUUUUUCCUUUUUUGAGAGUAAAAUGUCUUUCUCAAAAACGUAAGACUGACCUGUCGGCUGCUGUAGUAAAUGUGCAGCAGUUGAGUCUUCAUUGACAGCAAACGGAGCUACUGGUGUUUACUGUUUUAUUUAAUGAUGAAGAUUUUUAAUAUACUCUUCAGUGUUGUGAAUCUGUCUGUCUUGACACCUACACCAAACCUUGUAUAUGGAUAAAAACACUAAAGACUGUCAUAUUUUAGUUGUACUAGGAGAGUUAACAGUCUUAACUUAUAAGCUAUUAAAAGCUUGAGUGUGUUUACAAGCUCAUAUUUGGUUUUAACACCACCAUAUGUUCUAUCGACUGCUAAGAUGUUCUUUGAGCUGUACGGUUCGUUCCUCUCUUCAUGUUUCUGCAAAAAGGGAAAAUCCGAGGCGUUUCGUCUCUGCAGCACCUCAGACCAACAGAAUUCACGUUUCAACGCUCUUUAAACUUUGGAUAAAGGGAUCUCUGGCAUUCUUGAAUUUUUGGGAGGAUGAUGAUGACACCUCUCGCUAUGUAUACAACCCUUUUAGAGGAACCAGCAAUGUCAUGGAUUCCGAUUUUCUUUACGUUUUGAAGCGAUUCCUUAACUGUAUGGUCAUGUAUAUGAAGUACUUUUAUGUACCUUAUUAAUUUGUAUCUAUUUUUGUGGACAGCUGGCAUGAUGUAAAAAUAAGGACUUAUGCUCUUGGUAUUUGCACACACUCUCUUCUGUGUGCGCCUUUUGUGAAUCUUAGAAGACAAAAAAAAUAUAUAUAUAUAUAAAUGGUUGACGAGUGAAACAAAAUGGAAAGAACAUAAAACUUAAGAAGUUUCUCAACCUGUAUAACAUCCCUAUUCACUGCUGAAUGUUCAGUCCUUUGUAACCUCUAUAAAAAAAACUGUUAAUAUUUUUCCAUGUGAUUUCCAAUGUUUUGGAGCUUGUAUGAGACUGUAUGUGUGUCCCUUUGCUGUAUAUUGAUUAGCCCAAAACAUUAACAGUUUUGAUUGAAAGUAGGGAAAGAGACAAUGCAAAGUGAUGUCUAAUUAUCUUAUAAGACGUGUUUAUAAGAGGGCAGAGAGCAUUUGCCAAAUUUGUCCAAAUCCUUUUAUUCCUGCAACCAAAAGGAAAGUGGAAAUAUUGCCUUUCUUCAAAGUGUAGUGUGGGUGUGUGUCUUUUAAUAAGUUUAUUGUACUGCGUGAUGCAUAAUGAGUGGCGGAGCGGUAAGAUGUGAGUGAGAGAGAUUUAAAUGUGUAGAUAUUUAUUAAAAAAAACACUCAUAUUGUGGACCACAGUGAAGAGAAUUCAAGGAUCAGGGUUUUCAGAUGAACAUUAACACCUUUUUUCUCUUGUUGUGGCAUUUAUCAUAGAUUAGAAAAAAAAUGCACAUAAUUCCCAUGCAUUGUCUCGCCACAUGGUCAUUUGAAUUACUUGGACACAGACUAUUGUUUUAAGCAAGUUGAAGAAAUGAUCAUAAAGCUGAAAAAGAAGGUGGAAGCCUCAUAAGCAGCAGGGUAAACUAUCGCGGGGCAGAGUUACAGCUUGUAUGCUUAGACUUUUUUGAAUGUGAAGGUAGCUGCAUGAAAGCAGGUUGAAUCAGAAAGGUGUCGAUGACAGACACUUUAGAAGAGUUUAUUGUAACGUCAGGAAACAGCAUGGAGCAUGAAGAGCUUGUGUUUCAGAAAGGGAGACGCUGUAUGUUAUUGAUUUGACAGAAGCUCUGAGGUUUGAAUGUAAAGGCUGCGGAUGCUUGAAGUGUAAACCCAUACGCUCACUUGCUUCUCUCUAAAAUCCACAUUGAGCAUUCUGCAACCCAAUUUUAUCGUGUGCAAAAAAUUUAUAACAUAUCCUCAAUCAACCUGAAUUGUCUCUUGAGUGCUAUGUUGAAAAUGUGUUUAUUUUUGUAAGGAGAAAGGAAUUCUUCAGAGGAGGAGGAGUAGGUUAGAGAGGCGGCGUGGGCACAACCUGCCUUUAGAUUUUUUGCGAAAAUGAGGGCUUGUUCAGUUUACAAUGGCCUUAUUUUGUGUCGGAGACAUUGCUUCACUAUUGUAGCACACAACUGAAAGUUUUGACAAAUGUAUUUUGCUUGAAAUAUUGUACUGAAGUUAUAUAUGUGUAUAUGUAUAGUUUUAUGAAUGUAUUUCUUAAUCCUUACACCUGAACUGAGUGUAAUUUUUUUGUCAUCUUGUUUGCUAUACUGUCUCUUUGAAGACUUUUCCAGGGACCUCGCCUGCAUUGGUUCAGGCAGCCCCUUCUUUAACUGUACUGUAUACUGUAUGUCUUAUUCUUUGUGUAUCCAUUUAAAAGAACAGCUCCGUGGUUGAAACACGCAUGAAUUCUGUCUGGCGAAAUGCAUUUUUAUUUAUUUAUUUGAAUCGCCAUGAUGGGUUUCAAGCAGAAGGAUUGCUAUUCCCCCCCUGCACCGAUUUAACUUUUCGAUUUAUCUACCAAGCUGAUGGGAUUGUUAUGAUUUUUGUACUUUGUACUCAAAAAUGUUUGACGCAUGGUUACUCUGAUGAUUUUCUUGUAUUUAAUCUUUAUGAUGGUAUGACUAUAAUGAUAAUUAUUAUAAUGACAAGCAACAAUAAUGAUGAAGUCAAUUUGACCCAGUACCACAUCAUUGAGAAAUCACUAAGAUGCAAAAGAAUUGUCAAAAAAUGCUGCAGCAUCUUAAAGUAGCAUGGACUUAGCCUUCCAUUUUCUGAAAUACUUCUUCUGGCAAUAACCAUGGGCUGUAGCAUCUUACUAUUGCUGGGGCCGUCACUCUCGGCCUCUUUCUCACUCUUGAGAGUCGAAGGUGUGGAGACCUCAGACUGUAUCUGUAUCAGUUUACCAUUGUGACAAAUGAGAUAUAAAGUCAAAUCCCAUUUUCAGACACUUAAAAGCAAUUUAGACUCAACAGAGCAUGCAAUGCAUUGUGAAUUACUGCUAUCUUAUGAUAGCCCCCCAUGAGCAACAAAUUUUUAUUAUUGAGUUUUUAUUGUACUUUCAUUUUCUAAAGACGCAUGCAUUCCACAUGUCUGUUUGCCAAUGUAGCAGCUGUCAACUAGAACAAAACAGACAUCUUCUUGUAGUGUUUUUUUUAAACUACUGAGCUGAUGGGCAAAUUGCGAGGUUUUGCUGCUGAAUAUGCCAGUUUGUCUUCAUCCACAUUAAUAAAUGUCACAGCACAAGUUUCCUGAGUAGCCACCCUGUCUUUUUAGCUGUCUGUCAGAUUAUAUUAAGGCCACUGUAGCUCCCCUCCCCACUGUCAAGACAACCGUCAUCUUAUCAAGCCCAGCAAACGCCCUAAAUACAACCUGACUAACUGCUAAUAUGGACCCUCAAAACAAAGUUUACCCUUUGAUAGUUUUGAUUAUAUUUAAUGGAACAUAAUGAAAUUCCCAAGCACAUAUAGAAAUGUAAAGAUGGCUGGACUCAUUUGGUGAGUUAAACAAAACAUUCAGCCCAGUGAAAUUGCUGGUGUUGGUAGAUAAGUGGUUGUCUUCUCUAACUGGCCUUAACCUUUCCACCAAGGAGUGUUCACAGAGUAUGUUUUAAAGGGCAAAGCAUACUAGCAGACCGUCUGAUGAAAGGAUGCAGUUUAUGGCAAAGAAGAAAAAGGGAGCUGUAAUUUUAUACCUGUGCUUUGUAAAUGUUUUCUAUGUGCAGUAUUUGAUAAUGUAAAACUGGUAUUUUUGUGGUUUGUACGCUGCAAAAUUGAUUACUUAAGGUGCACGUAGUUUUGUAAGAAAAUAGAACUAAACUGAGAAAAAAAAAGAACAUUUCGGAUUCAGAAGCCUGUAUUUGCAUGCCCUUUGACAUCUGGACGCAAAGUCA
Messenger RNA from Thunnus maccoyii (southern bluefin tuna), 7342 nucleotides. It is a transcript of the gene rims3, whose product is annotated as regulating synaptic membrane exocytosis 3. The record is from RefSeq and is a predicted model, not a curated record. Gene Ontology annotation, biological process: calcium ion-regulated exocytosis of neurotransmitter; positive regulation of synaptic transmission; regulation of membrane potential. Gene Ontology annotation, molecular function: small GTPase binding; transmembrane transporter binding. The coding region runs from base 377 to 1351 and encodes 324 amino acids. Gene Ontology annotation, cellular component: presynaptic membrane; cytoskeleton of presynaptic active zone. NCBI's taxonomy places the organism in Eukaryota, Metazoa, Chordata, Actinopteri, Scombriformes, Scombridae. The transcript has 7 exons.